This is a messenger RNA of Medioppia subpectinata, 1500 nucleotides long. Lineage: Eukaryota; Metazoa; Arthropoda; Arachnida; Sarcoptiformes; Oppiidae. The record is from the annotation of a GenBank genome assembly.
GAGCAGUUCCAGAGUCGGCUGUUCUUCGGCGUCCAACGGGAACUCAUAGAUCUGAUGCGUAUCACGAGUCUGAACGCGUGUGUGGCCCGAGUCCUCUAUAAUAACAAAUACGAUACAGUGGUCGCCAUCGCCAACGUUGACAACUACUCCGACAUAGAGCUGGCGCUCAUGAAUAGCGGUCCGUUUGAUAAGAGCAAAGCGGCCGACGCUUCGGUCGUGUGGUUACCGGCGCUCAACAAAGCCAUGAAUGUGCGCGAAAUGGCCAAAGCCAUGGUCUUUGAGGCCCGCGAACUCAUCAACAAAGAUCUUGGUAUUAAAGUGUAUGAUUUGAGUCAAAUAUCGAGCGACGGCAGCGCCAGUACAGGCGUCGGCGACCGCUGUCUCGAGGACUUCACCGACGAGUCAAACGAUGCGCCGAACAAUAGGUUUACGAAACUCGUGUCACCCGUGAAACAGACUUUGAGUGAUACUAAAGAGAACGUGGAUUGUGUUGAACGCGAAGACAGUGUUGAGGACAUGUCUUUUGUGGAGGAAUCGGCGCCAUCGGUGGCCACUAAUUGUGAUAAUAAUAAUAGCUGUGAUGUGAGCCGAUCUCAUGCGCAUAUUUCUGAACCGUUGCAGUCGAUGGUUGUGUCGCCGAUGGACAACAUUAACACUUCUAGAAUUGACCAGGAAGAAUUGGACGCCAAUAAGCCGUCGACUUCGAAGAAUGUCAUGUCUUCGACACCAAUUGCUGCACACCAUAGCAGUCGGUCUUCGAGACUGAGGACAGUGUCUGAGAAACAGUUGGAAAACUCAUUUUUAGCCGAUUGUGAUAAACCAAAAGUUAAAGAGGAAUCCAGUUUUGAUUUGGGCGACAGUUUAGACAACAUUUCUUGGGAUCGACUUAACUGUGAUCUCAACAAAAUUAAUGAAAGCCAUAACGAAUGCGAAAUGAAUAGCAUUCAUGAUAUCUCGAUGAAGAACUUGUCUACUAUUAGUACCGAUCUGUUGAACAAACGAUGUCAGAGUCCGGACACUUCGGGCGAUACGCUGAACAGUCGACAGUCAGAUAACUCGUCCAAACGAUCGUCGAGUCCGAGUCCUUCGGGCAAAAUGAUGGCCGAAAGACUGAACAAACGAUCGCAUUCUUCAGCGUCCGAUAUCUCUAAUGUUCUUUCGGACGACAGUUUUCCGCCCUUUUCUGACGACUCGUUGGACAACAAAUCGGAUGUUUCGACCAACAGUUCCGGUAUGGAUGAGGAGGAGCUGUUCUACAAGUCCAAAGAGGAACAGCAAUCGCUGCUCCAACAGGUCCUUCAGGCCAACGAUGCCGACGCCGAAGAGGAGAGGGUCCCCGGCGUUGACUCGGGCUUCAAAGGCGCCGCCGGUUUUGUGCGCAAAGCCGGGAAUAUGAGCUCCAUUUCUGGGGCCGACGAUAAUGUCUAUAUGGAGUAUAAGAAGAAAGCGGGUCCGAAGGGUGACCACAAACAUCCCCUGUUUAAGCGCUUCAGACAAUGA